Messenger RNA from Cannabis sativa, 1388 nucleotides. Its product is annotated as short-chain dehydrogenase TIC 32, chloroplastic. The record is from RefSeq and is a predicted model, not a curated record. Bases 172 to 1128 code for a protein of 318 amino acids. NCBI's taxonomy places the organism in Eukaryota, Viridiplantae, Streptophyta, Magnoliopsida, Rosales, Cannabaceae. The transcript is spliced from 8 exons.
UGUUGGAAGGCAGUUUGACUUUGUGGUUAGUGGUUACCAGGUUUCUGUGGCUUCUAAUGUUCUCGAGAGAAACUAAUAAUAGAAAAUAACAAAAGACGAAGUGCACUGAAUUUAAAGGGUAUAUGUCAGUGAUUCAAUUAAGUUAAUAUUGAUUUUAUUAUAGGAAUAAAAAUGUGGAUAUUUGGUGUUAAGGGACCAUCUGGGUUCUCUGCUCGUUCUACAGCUGAGGAGGUUACUCGUGGAAUUGAUGGAACUGGUCUCACUGCAAUUGUUACAGGAGCAUCAAGUGGUAUUGGAGCAGAAACAACGCGUGUUCUUGCACUGCGCGGUGUUCAUGUCACUAUGGCUGUGAGGAACAUGGCUGCAGGAAAGAGUGUGAAAGAAGAAAUCAUCAACAAAAACCCCGCCGCCAAAAUUGAUGUCCAGGAACUAGAUUUAAGCUCAAUGGCAUCAGUUCGAAAAUUCGCCUCAGAUUAUAGGUCAUCCGGUCUUAGUCUGAAUCUCCUCAUUAACAAUGCAGGAGUGAUGGGUACUCCAUUCACUCUUUCCCAAGAUAAAAUUGAACUUCAGUUUGCUACAAAUCAUUUAGGUCAUUUUCUUCUGACAAACCUUUUAUUGGAGACAAUGAAAAAAACAUCAAAAGAAAGCAACAAGGAGGGGAGAAUUGUGAUUGUAUCAUCAGAGGCUCAUCGUCUUUCUUCUAAAGGGAUUCGUUUUGACAAGAUUAAUGACAAAAAAAAGUACAAGAACUUCUCUGCUUAUGGACAAUCAAAGCUUGCCAAUAUAUUGCAUGCCAAUGAGCUUGCAAGAAAUUUAAAGGCAGAAGGAGUGAGCAUAACUGCAAAUUCAGUUCAUCCAGGUGCAGUAGCUACCAACAUUCUUCGCAACUCGGGUUUAGUAUUCGACACUAUCAGAGUCCUUGGAAAAUAUGUAAUACAACACAUGAUCAAAACUCCUCAACAGGGAGCAGCAACUCAAUGCUAUGUGGCUUUGCAUCCACAGCUUAAGGGUGUAACAGGUGAGUAUUUCUUGGACAGUAACAAAGCCAAACCAAGCUCUAUGGCUAAGAACAAGGACUUGGCCAAAAAGUUAUGGGAUUUUGGCUUGAGCUUGACUCAACCCAAGUAGUUGGACCCAAUCCUAUAUUAGUUCCAAUUCACUGAAAAAUCUUCACAUAUAUAUAUAUAUAAAUUAUUUUGUGUCAUUGUGGAAGUGUUGAGGGUUCAAGUCUCCUUAAUGUAUCACAAAAUAUAUAUUAAGAUCUGUAUCAAAAUUUAUGUAUAUAUAUAAGUUAAAAGAAAUUAAGGAAAGAAAUAUUGUUCCUUACAUCAUUAUGGGAACUUUAGUUUUCCUUCUUGAGUUAAAUUUAUUCUGUCGAAUUAUUUUUA